AUGGCGGUAAAACCCGUCGNAUCUCUCAAUCCGUGGAUUGCCGUCUAUUAUCCUGAAAGACCGCCUCAAAAGGCUGUUGACGAAGAUGCACUACUUAUAGAAUGGGAAAAAGCUAUAAGAACUCCUUGGAGAGUUAACGCCGAUUUUGUUCGACAGUUAGCGGAGAAAUAUGCGUACAAGUCUGGAAAAUGGCUGAUCUACUCCACGAGCGCUCAGAUUGAUGAAAUAUGGAACUCUGUUGCAGCAGCUGUGGUCAGCGGAAGCCUUGGCUGGGCUGCCAAAGUCAGCCCACGUGACCGCGAGAAGAGCACACACGUCAUUUGCGUUUACACAGAAGAUUUCAUGAACGAAGAGCAAGUACGAGCUGUUGAGAAAGGUCUGAGAAAAGUAGGAGUUACUUCUGUGAUGAAAUACAAGCCAGAUGUGCACACAACGCUGGGAAUUUACCGCAACAAUCCCUGGGGACUGAAACCUACAAUCUAUACCAGUCGCCCAUAAAAUAAAGUGGUUAUUUUUGUACCUUG
Orbicella faveolata is the source of this 524-nucleotide messenger RNA. Its product is annotated as UPF0696 protein C11orf68 homolog. NCBI's taxonomy places the organism in Eukaryota, Metazoa, Cnidaria, Anthozoa, Scleractinia, Merulinidae. The record is from RefSeq and is a predicted model, not a curated record.